GCGACCUCGAGCGUUCGUGAAGGAAAGGGAGUGUUGACCUUCAUAAUAAAAAAAAGGAAAGCGAAAACAUUAUACAAAUAACAAUGCAUUCGUCUUCUGUCCUGGCUUUGGCGGUGUGGUGCGUCCUUGUGUGCGAUGACUCAGCAGCGGCCGGGCCGUUACCCAACCUCACCCUGAGGGAGUUUCCGCCAGUGGUAGACGGGUUGGAGUUGCAGAGGGUGGGCGGUGGAGGCGAGACGCCCGUGCUCAGGAAAGACUACAGCGACGCGAUCUACGCCGGUCGCUUCGCCAUCGAGUUGGACCGGCUGGAGAAACAGCGCAAUGAGAUCUUCUCUGAUUUCAUCUUCUCGGGUUUCACGAACUCAGAGGUGCCCCGCGAACUGCCACUGGACCUCCAGCAGCUAUCUAGGACUCCGUCGACGCCCCUCGCCUCCUCCGGCGUCCUCUCCUCCCCUGCGACCCUCGGGAGGAGCGUGACCUCCAGCAGCUUUUUCAGGUUCCCCGGAGAGGUCAGGAGGGCUCCUCCUACUCUGGACGUGGUCAGGACAGCCACGGCCGCGCCGGAAUAA
Molecule: messenger RNA, 569 nt
Organism: Penaeus chinensis
Lineage: Eukaryota; Metazoa; Arthropoda; Malacostraca; Decapoda; Penaeidae
Exons: 5
Coding region: 84-569 (161 amino acids)
Source: RefSeq, a predicted model, not a curated record